Molecule: messenger RNA, 333 nt
Organism: Diversispora eburnea
Lineage: Eukaryota; Fungi; Glomeromycota; Glomeromycetes; Diversisporales; Diversisporaceae
Source: the annotation of a GenBank genome assembly
AUGUCCAUGGCUAAAACUGAGAAGAAACCCUCACCCAAUGAUUCCCGAGUCGCAAAAUUAGCCAUCAAAAAAGCCUCCCUUACCAUUGAAGAAGUUCAACGAAUACGUGGAAAAUUUAGCAGAACCGAUGUAGCCAUAAUUAAUCAAGAUAGAAAGGCAGCAAGAAGAUAUUCUCCUUAUAUUUCGUCUCCAUUGAAUCCAAAUUCGAGAAUUAGAGAAGUCUCCGGGAAAAUAAGUAGGGCUUAUUGGCAUAAAAGUCGUAGACCUCCAUUGAAAAAUACAAACGUUAAAUUAUUAAAAAUGGCUCUUUUUCAUGCCAAACAUUCGUAUUAA